Molecule: messenger RNA, 1821 nt
Organism: Phytomonas sp. Hart1
Lineage: Eukaryota; Euglenozoa; Kinetoplastea; Trypanosomatida; Trypanosomatidae
Source: the annotation of a GenBank genome assembly
AUGGCCUCUACAGCCAGGUUAAUUGCAGGUGGCGGUGUUAUCCUGUUUGCUGUAGCCAUGGGUAGUACUUAUACAAACCCAUCAUGGACUCGGCGUAAAUUCGAUACAAAAAAAAUCCCACCUUUUGUAUACAACUCGCUUCCUCUUCGAAAUGAGUGCAUUCAAAAUUUAAAAGUGCACGAGUCGCCAGAAAAUCCCUUGGAUCUGAUGGUAAUUGGUGGGGGUUCCAUUGGUACCGGCGUGGCACUGGACGCGGUUACCCGCGGUCUUUCCGUGGGUCUUGUAGAGAUGGGUGACUACGCCAGUGAGACAAGCAGUCGGAGCACAAAGCUUAUUCAUGGUGGCAUUCGCUACUUAGAAAAAGCAGUUUUCCAGUGUGAUUUAAUGCAGAUGAAUUUGGUAGCUGAGGCACUCAGUGAGCGCAGCAUUAUGAUUCACCAAGCGCCGCACCUUUGUCACGGACUUGCAACUCUCAUUCCGUGCUACUCUCCCUAUGAGGUUGUCACCUACUGGGGAGGCGCAAAGCUCUAUGAUUUCAUUGCAGCCCUCCACGGCGGCACAAUCGCUUACUCAGGAUAUCUAACGUCACACAAAACUAUGUCUCUCUGCCCUAAUUUGCGCAAGAUAAAUGACAAAAACAAGCCUCUUCUCGGAGCAGUGCGUUAUUAUGAUGGACAGAUGAAUGACGCCCGCUUGUGUUUCUCUGUGGCCAUGACCGCAGCAUUGUACGGCGCCGCAACUGUUAAUUACACUGAAGUAAAGAAAUCGGAAGCGGUAAGGGAUGUGUCCGGGAAGAAGCUUAUGCGUUUAACUGUGAAGGACUGCUUGAAUAAUGAGGAACUGACUAUAUAUUCCAAGUCCAUCAUUAAUUCUACUGGCCCAUUUGCCAGUGAGGUUGAAAAGCUUUCUGGAGGUGAGAGUACCGUUGAGAAUGUCCCUUCGUCGGGAGCGCACAUUGUCGUUGAGAAACGAUAUUGUCCCCGUAACCACGAGGCUAUGGUGUUUCCAUCUUCCGAUGGACGUGUCAUCUUCACGAUCCCAUGGCUUGGGGGCUGCCUCAUGGGAACCACUGAUGAGAAAACCGUUAUUACACAUGACCCGAAGCCUAAAAGAAAGGAGGUCGAUUUUAUUUUGAAAAAUGCAAGAUCAUUUUUUGGUGACAUCCCUCAGGAAGCUGUUUUAUCUACUUGGUCCGGCAUUCGGCCAUUGGCGAAGCUUAAUCGCCACGGGAAAGGGAAUGAGAGUACUGAAAAUAUGGUUCGCGAACACGUCAUAACAGUAAAUCCGGAUAAACUCACGGUGACUGUGACUGGGGGCAAAUGGACGACAUACCGCAAGAUUGCUGAGCAAACUGUUGACACCUUACGUGAUACCAUCAUGAAGGGGAAUAAAUUAUUUAAGCCAUGCUGUACUAGCAGUAUGGUGUUGUAUGGUUCUCGCAAUUUCAACAGUGUUCCCGCCGCGGCGGUGGAUGAUAUCCCUCAGGACGUUCAUAAGCAUUGGAGGGGAAAUUAUGGUGAUUCCUACAGCGAAAUAUCUGCUCUAGCACAUAAGGACAAUAACAAGUACCUCAAACGACUGGUGGAAGGAUGCCCAGUGAUUGAGGCUGAGGUACUGUGGUCGGCAGAAAAAGAGCACUGCGAGCACGUCGUGGACUUCAUAUCCAGGCGAACCCGAAUGUCAUUUGUGAAUGUAAAGACUGCUGAGGCGGCAAUUCCUCGCGUGUCCGAAUUGAUGGGACAGGCAAAGAAGUGGAGUCGUUCUAAAAUCAAUCAAGAAAAGGCUCAUGCUUAUGCAGCCAUGAACUCAUUUAAAUGUUAA